GGCGAGCCCGCGCCAUGGUGGCUGCCAGUGACAAGCAGACCCGAAACCUGGCCAAGAUUCUGCUAGCCACCACCACGGAGUCCCCUGAGGAGCGGACCCGCCGCCUUCGCCAGCUUGCUGAUGGCCAAGAAAGAGUACGUAGAUGACAUCCUGAUUGCUGCCGAUACCGCCAAAGAUUGUGAGCAAGGGACCAAAGAUCUGCUGGCCACCCUAGGGACCUUAGGGUACCGGGCCUCUGCGAAGAAGGCUCAGAUAUGCCAAAGGAGGGUGAGUUACCUGGGGUACAUACUGGAGGGCGGACAGCGGCGGUUGUCAGACGCUAGAAAAGAGACAGUCUUGAAAAUCCCUGCUCCCACCUCCUGGAGGGAGGUGAGGGAGUUCCUAGGAUCGGCUGGCUAUUGCCGCCUCUGGAUACCAAGUUUUGCUGAGAUCGCCAGGCCCCUAUAUGAAGCCACCAAGGAGGGGAAGGCCUUUAAAUGGACUGAGACAGAAGAAAUUGCCUUUAAUCACAUAAAGAAAGCUCUUUUGGCUGCUCCAGCCCUGGGCCUACCAGACAUUACAAAACCCUUUCGCCUCUUUGUAGAUGAGCGCAAAGGAGUAGCAAAAGGGGUUUUAACCCAGGCUUUAGGCCCCUGGAGUCGCCCAGUAGCAUAUUUGUCUAAAAAGCUGGAUCCUGUAGCCGCCGGCUGGCCACCGUGCCUAAGAAUCAUUGCAGCAACCGCGCUCUUAGUCAAGGAUGCUGACAAACUGACCCUGGGACAGGAGAUCUGGAUCACAACCCCGCAUGCCAUUGAAGGGGUCCUAAAACAGCCUCCUGAUAGGUGGAUGAGCAAUGCUCGCAUGACCCACUAUCAAAGCUUGCUGCUCAACCCCCCUAGAGUACGGUUCCAUCCCAGUGCUGCCCUCAACCCUGCUACCCUGCUACCUGACCCUGUCCUAGAUGCCCCACUACAUGACUGUGCAGGAAUCCUGGAGCAGGUACAUGGACUUCAGAAGGACUUGACCGAUCGGCCCCUCCUGGAUGCAGAGGCCACCUGGUUCACGGAUGGAAGCAGCUUCGUGCGGAACGGGUGCAGGUACGCAGGUGCGGCGGUGGUUACCAACACAAACACUGUGUGGGCGGAGGCUCUGCCCCCUGGGACAUCAGCUCAGCGAGCAGAACUCAUUGCACUCACCAAGGCACUGACACUGGGGGCUGGAAAACUGCUUAACGUUUACACAGACAGCCGUUAUGCAUUUGCUACAGCUCAUGUUCACGGGGCAAUCUACCAGGAGAGAGGGCUAUUGACAGCAGAGGGACGGACAAGAAAAAAUAAACAGGAAAUCCUCGACCUGCUCUCAGCCUUAUGGCUUCUUGCCAAGUUAGCCAUAAUCCACUGCCAGGGACACCAAAAAGCCGAUGACCCGGUAGCGAAAGGUAACCAAAAGGCUGACCAGGCUGCAAAGGCAGUAGCCCUUACCUCGGUCCCUACCAUGGCCUUACAACUACCAGACCCAGGGGACCCAGUCUUACCAGACCAGCCCAAGUACUCCCAGGAGGAGUUGCAACGUAUCAAAAAGCUCCCUAAAGCCCAGGAAAUAAAGGGAUGGUGGCAUACACCAGAAGGAGAACUUAUACUGCCGGACUGGCUCUGGGACACGAUAUUAAAACAUAUGCACCAAUCCACUCACCUGGGAACCCGGAAAAUGAAGGACUUAAUCCAACAUGCCAGGAUCAAAAUUCACCAGCAGAAUACCAAGAUAGAUCAGGUUGUGUCUGCCUGCAAGACCUGUCAACUCACAAACGCAAGGGUUGGAUCAAAUAAAAGAGGAACCAGGCUCAGAGGCACCAAACCUGGAGCGCAAUGGGAGGUCGACUUCACUGAAAUUAAACCAGGGAAGUAUGGUUAUAAAUAUCUUUUAGUAUUUAUAGACACCUUCUCUGGAUGGGUAGAGGCAUACCCAACCAAGCAUGAAACAGCUCAGAUGGUGGCCAAGAAGCUGCUGGAAGACAUCUUACCCAGAGGGCUCCAGAGGGCACACGAGGACAUUUGGCCACGCCUCUGCGCCAUCUAUGAGACCAAAACUACAAAUGAAUUGGAGUGUGGAGCGGAGUAUAAUAGUGACAGCAGUGUGCCUGCUGCCUACCAAAAGUUGAAUUCAGUGUUAGAAUGA
This is a messenger RNA of Myotis lucifugus (little brown bat), 2154 nucleotides long. RefSeq lists its product as uncharacterized. NCBI's taxonomy places the organism in Eukaryota, Metazoa, Chordata, Mammalia, Chiroptera, Vespertilionidae. The coding region runs from base 121 to 2154 and encodes 677 amino acids. Gene Ontology annotation, biological process: DNA integration. The record is from RefSeq and is a predicted model, not a curated record. The transcript is spliced from 4 exons. Gene Ontology annotation, molecular function: nucleic acid binding; RNA-DNA hybrid ribonuclease activity.